GCGGUCGAACGGCCGGUUCCGGCUGAAUGUCAGUGCGGGACUGUGGGCCGGGGAGGAAGGUGGUUCGCGGUGUCUCCACCACCCGCGCCGCUGCCUCCGCUUGUGCCGCCGCCACGGGCGCCCGGCCGGUCGGCCGCUCGGGCAUGAGACCGUGAGGCGAGCGAUUGGCCGGGACCGCCGAGAUGUUUGGCCGCUCGCGGAGCUGGGUGGGCGGGGGCCAUGGCAAGUCUUCGCGCAACAUCCACUCCCUGGACCACCUCAAGUAUCUGUACCACGUGUUGACCAAAAACACCACCGUCACAGAACAGAACAGGAACCUGCUGGUGGAGACCAUCCGAUCCAUCACCGAGAUCCUGAUCUGGGGGGAUCAGAAUGACAGCUCUGUAUUUGACUUCUUCCUGGAGAAGAACAUGUUCGUUUUCUUCCUGAACAUUCUGCGCCAGAAGUCGGGCCGCUACGUGUGCGUCCAGCUGCUGCAGACCCUGAACAUCCUCUUCGAGAACAUCAGUCACGAGACCUCGCUCUAUUAUUUGCUCUCUAAUAACUAUGUAAAUUCUAUCAUUGUCCACAAGUUCGACUUUUCUGAUGAGGAGAUUAUGGCAUAUUACAUAUCAUUCCUGAAAACACUUUCGUUAAAACUCAACAACCACACGGUCCAUUUCUUUUACAAUGAGCACACUAAUGACUUCGCCCUGUACACAGAAGCCAUCAAAUUUUUCAACCACCCUGAAAGCAUGGUCAGAAUUGCUGUAAGAACCAUAACCUUAAACGUCUACAAAGUGGAUAACCAGGCCAUGCUGCACUAUAUCAGAGACAAAACUGCUGUCCCUUACUUCUCCAAUUUGGUCUGGUUCAUUGGGAGCCACGUGAUCGAGCUUGAUAACUGUGUACAAACAGAUGAAGAGCACCGGAAUCGGGGGAAGCUCAGUGACCUGGUGGCUGAGCACCUGGACCACCUGCACUAUCUCAACGACAUCCUCAUCAUCAACUGCGAGUUCCUCAAUGACGUGCUCACGGACCACCUGCUCAACAGGCUCUUCCUGCCGCUCUACGUGUACUCACUGGAGAACCGGGACAAGGGAGGAGAACGACCGAAGAUCAGCCUGCCGGUUUCUCUCUACCUUCUCUCCCAGGUCUUCCUAAUUAUACAUCACGCACCCCUGGUGAACUCGUUAGCGGAAGUCAUCCUGAAUGGCGAUCUGUCCGAGACAUACGCUAAGCCCGAACAGGAUGUUCAGAGAAGCUGUGCCAAGCCGAGCAUUCGGUGUUUCAUUAAACCCACCGAGACGCUAGAGCGGUCCCUUGAGAUGAACAAGCACAAGGGCAAGAGGCGGGUGCAAAAGAGACCCAACUACAAAAAUGUUGGGGAGGAGGAAGACGAGGAGAAAGGGCCUGCCGAGGAUGCCCAGGAAGACGCCGAGAAGGCUAAAGGUACAGAGGGUGGUUCAAAAGGCCUCAAGACGAGUGGGGAGAAUGAAGAGAUAGAGAUGGUGAUCAUGGAGCGCAGCAAACUUCCAGAGCUGGCCGCCAGCACCUCCGUGCAGGAGCAGAACACCACGGACGAGGAGAAGAGUGCUGCCAGCGGCCUGGACAGUGUCCAGUGGAGCAGACCCUUCCUGGAUAUGGUGUACCAUGCCCUGGACAGCCCAGACGACGACUACCAUGCGCUCUUCGUGCUCUGCCUGCUGUAUGCAAUGUCUCACAACAAAGGCAUGGAUCCUGAGAAACUCGAGCGAAUUCAGCUUCCAGUGCCCACUGCGGCUGAGAAGACCACCUACAACCACCUCCUGGCCGAGAGGCUCAUCAGAAUCAUGAACAACGCGGCCCAGCCAGACGGCAAGAUCCGCUUGGCGACGCUGGAGCUGAGCUGUCUGCUCCUCAAGCAGCAAGUCGUGGCCAGCACAGGCUGCAUCAUAAAGGACGUGCACCUGGCCUGCUUGGAGGGAGCCCGAGAAGAGAGCGUCCACCUGGCGCGGCACUUCUAUAAGGGAGAAGAAAUCUUUUUGGACAUGUUUGAAGAUGAGUACAGGAGCAUGACGAUGAAGCCCAUGAACGUGGAAUAUCUCAUGAUGGACGCCUCCAUCCUGCUGCCCCCGACAGGCACGCCGCUGACCGGCAUCGACUUCGUGAAGCGACUGCCGUGUGGUGACGUGGAAAAGACCCGGCGGGCCAUCCGGGUGUUCUUCAUGCUCCGUUCCCUGUCCCUACAACUGCGAGGGGAGCCCGAGACCCAGCUGCCCCUGACGCGGGAGGAAGACCUGAUCAAAACGGAUGACGUCCUCGACCUGAACAACAGCGACCUGAUCGCGUGCACGGUGGUCACCAAGGACGGCGGCAUGCUCCAGCGGUUCCUGGCUGUCGAUAUUUACCAGAUGAGUUUGGUGGAGCCCGACGUGUCCAGGCUGGGCUGGGGAGUGGUCAAGUUCGCAGGCCUUCUGCAGGAUAUGCAGGUGACCGGCGUGGAGGAUGACAGCCGCGCCCUGAAUAUCACCAUCCACAAGCCUGCGUCCAGCCCCCACUCCAAGCCCUUCCCCAUCCUGCAAGCCACCUUCAUCUUCUCGGACCACAUCCGCUGCAUCAUCGCAAAGCAGCGCCUGGCCAAGGGCCGCAUCCAGGCGAGACGCAUGAAGAUGCAGAGGAUAGCGGCCCUCCUGGACCUUCCGAUCCAGCCGACGACCGAGGUCUUGGGGUUUGGACUCGGCUCAUCUUCCGCGCAGCACCUGCCCUUCCGCUUCUACGACCAGUGCCGCCGGGGCAGCAGCGACCCCACUGUGCAGCGCUCUGUGUUCGCCUCUGUGGACAGGGUACCAGGCUUCGCCGUGGCCCAGUGCAUAAACCAGCACAGCUCGUCCUCCCUGUCCUCGCCCUCACCAUCGGCCAGCGGGAGCCCCAGCGGCAGCGGGAGCACCAGCCACUGCGACUCUGGAGGCGCCAGCUCGUCAUCCACCCCCUCAGCCGCCCAGAGCCCCGCAGAUGACCCCAUGAUCACGGAGCAGCCUCAGCCUAACCUCCCCGACCAGUUGGUGAUCGUCGACGAAACAGAAGCCGAGGCCAGGCCCGGCAAGAGCCUGGCAAGGAGUGCGGAUGUGGAGACUGUCACCCUGUCGCCCAGCCUCAUCCCCGCCCAGCAGCCCACCAUCUCCCUGCUCUGUGAGGACGCUGCGGACACGCUGAGCGUGGAGUCGCUGACCCUUGUCCCGCCCGUCGACCACCACAGCCUCCAUGCCCUCACCGGCAUCCCGCCGCCGCCCCCAGCUGUGGUGGGUACAGAGGCCCCAGGCUCGGGGGCCGGGUGGCCGGAGCCAGCAGACCCCGCUGAGCCCUGAGCCGGCCUCCCUCGGGGUGGACGUGUGUGUGUGUGCGCGCGCGCGUGUGUGGCCCCGCUGGCAGGGACCUGAUACGGCUGAACCCCCAGGAACAUCCACAGUUCUUCCCGGACCCAGGGAGCACCUCAAACCAUCCUCGCGCUCCUCUGCUCCAGUUCGAAUCCCCCUUUGACUUCACACCUGUUUGAGAGCAGGCUGGGACCAGCGGCAACACCCCAGUGAACCCGGAUCAUCCGAAAGCCGCCUCAGGGAGGGGGCUGGGCUCUGGGUCUCAGAGCCCUCGGCCCCCUGGUGUGGGGGUGCAGGCAGCGGCAGGACCCAUCAGCAGCACUCGCUUCAUCAGCCAGCCCCUCUCCUGUCUCAGAGGUCCUCUGCCACCAUCCCCAGUGUGCAGAGAAGCAGCGGACGUGGUCACUUUGUGUAGAAAUUUCUAGAAAAGCAAACUUCGAUAAACACCUCCUUUGGAUAUUUAUUCCUGCUUUUGGCAGCAGAUGAAAAACAGCUAUUUAAAAAGUUCAAAAAAAAAAAAAAGAAAGAAACGUCCUCCGCCCUAAGGUUUGAUGUCAUGUUGUAAGUGUAAUAUUCCUGUAGAGAUUUCGUUUUCAUUUUCCCUUGAAGUUCGGGGAUUUGCGGUUUAGAGUUCUGUGUUCAGCUUUCUCCAUUGUCUUUAGGGACUCUGACUUCUUUGUCUCUUACUAACCCGCGAGCCUGUGGAAUGAUAGAAAUCCCUUCUGGAAAGUUUAAAGUAUUUUUUAAGCAUAAAUAAGGGAGAGACGCACAUCCUCAGGUACACACAGAGCUGAGAGAGCCAAAAGUUUCUCUGCCAUGGCAGCCCAGGGGCGUCACCCAGAUCUUUCCAUGAAAAGGCGGACUGUGGUCAGGUCCCUGCUCAGGGCCACCCCCAUCCUUCUGGACUAAAACCAAACAGGACGGUUUUCCAGCAUGGCCUUCGGUUGUCACCAUCUCUCCAUUUGCCUAAGAAAGAACUCUGUGGGACUGCAGGGACUCUGGCCUCCCUCUGAUGGCUCUGAUGGAAAGAAAAGGUCAUGGAAACCAUGCUCCAAGGCCAUUGCCUGCUGCUCAGCUGUGUGGGUGCCCACAGUCAGGGACACCCCAAGGGUCAACCCCUGCCCAGCAGCGAGGACAUGAUGUCCUAGGAGCCUGGGCUUUGUCCCUCUUCCUCUCAGCUGCUGCUGUAAAGAUGCAAGCUCGUUUGUGUUUAUUUUUGUUUUGUAAUGAAAACCCCUGGUUCCGUCUCCAUUUGGGCUGGGCGUGUGCAGACCAGGUCUCCUCUGUAUCCGAUAAAGCUCCCAAGAUGUUCUUUCUGCUCAAACCAGGCACAGCCAAGUGACCCUCACCUCCCUGAUCGAUGUUGAGAUCUUGCAGAACUGGCCUCCACGUGUUCCCACAAGAGUGUGAGCACCCACCGUGUCAGCACUGGCCGGGCUGGGUUGUCAAGCAGCCUCAGAAGAUGCUACGCAAGCUCACCUGUUAGAGACCCCAUCCCCCUCGCCUCCUCCUCCAUCUGCAGUCAAGCACGGCCUGCCUGGGCCAGAUUCAGCCUCCUAAAGGAAACACCCAGUUCCCCCAAGUAAGGGCCGUGGCAUCUGCAGGGCAAGUCUCUCCAGCCAUCAGAAGCCCCUGGGCAGGUGAGACCAGCCAGCACCAUCAGGGGAAAAGACCCAGCUCAGAUAGGAGGCCAUUUUGACAGAAAUUCCAGGGGCCCCAGCAAGGAGGGACAAGCCAUGACUUUCAGCAGAGCCCUCCGGAAAGGACAGGCGGCGGGGACAGAAGGAGGGAGAAAGUGCGUGUUGUCAGGGAGGGGACCCCACUGGUGCCUCUGCUGGGAUGAGGCGCAGGAUUUCUCCAGAGGCCGCCCACUUCUGCUUUUGAAACGAUUCUGGAGCAGCAGAAAGGAAGAAAGGCCAGUGGCAUUAUUGUGAGGAAGAAGCCCAAGCAGGUGGACCCCGCUCUUCAAGCUCUGCAGGAGCAAGGUCUCAGCCAGCGGGGACCACACGCCUGGAAGGACCCGGGGCAGCAUCACCAGGCAGGAGAGCUGAACGCAGACCAGCCUCCGUGGGCUGUUGAGCAGAAGGUGCGAUCAGGCCAAGCACGCUUCCACCCCAUGCCUGGCCCAAGGGCAGACCUCCCCCAAAGUGGGCUCACAGGGUUGGUCCUGGGCCACCCACAGCCUGCUGGCAACCAGAUCCCCACUGUCUUGGCAGCACUGGGUACAGCUGCAUCUUCAGGAGCACCCCAAAAAGCGAAUGGUGGGGGCACCUCCAGUGAGGCCCUUCUAGACAGCAGGCACUGGGUCUCCAGGGCAGAGAGAGGUAGAACCAGGAAUUCUUGGCGAGCCCAGGGCAGGCGGGGGCCAUGGCCCCGUGACACGUGGGUACCAGACUUGGAUCAUCCAUCCCUCCAUCUCCAAGUCCUGCCCCUCCAGAGACCCUCCCUAAGUCCACAUUAAGCCCAUUGGGUUUGCCAGGUCAGGGGCAGAGCUGGUCACAUCUACCCCCAAACAUCAGCUUUGAAAGUGGCUGGGGUAAAACACAUGUGUUUCUGGUUUGCCAGCAGGGGCGCCUCAAAGUCAGAAAGGCACGUGCCCCCCACCCAGGAGCGGGUAUUGAUAGUCCUGCCGGCACCAGCAGACCCUCUGUGCUCCCCUUACCCCUCGAGGCCUGGCCUGCUUGCUGCUCUCUGCAGAAGGCAGCUCCCCCCACCCCCCAACACCUGCCUUGCGACCCGGGGGUGAGUGACGGAACGCACCUCUACAGACAUACACUAGAUUUCCCUAAGGUCUCAAGAUGCACUGGUCCAAAAGGCGCGAGGCGGGGUGAGGACCAACACUCACCUUCUUUUCUAGAUGCAAUAAAUAAGAAAUAUUUAAUGUAGUCACGAUGACAGGGGGGCAGAAACUGUAAGGGUUCCUUAUGUUCCUCCAAGUUGAAAAUAUGUAAAUAAUUCUUGUCCCGGGGUGGAGCAGGAUUGAGAAACCUCAUGCUUUCCGGGCCCCGGGACCGUUCCAGGGAAGUACCUGCUCUCGCCAGUGUGAUUCAUGCUUCGCGGGUACUCAACACAAGGGUGGAAAUGAAAACUGGAACUUCCUUGUAAAUUUGAAUUUGGCAAUAAAAAAAAAAAGAGUUACCAA
Molecule: messenger RNA, 6477 nt
Organism: Cervus elaphus (red deer)
Lineage: Eukaryota; Metazoa; Chordata; Mammalia; Artiodactyla; Cervidae
Gene: CLEC16A
Product: C-type lectin domain containing 16A
Exons: 23
Coding region: 183-3326 (1047 amino acids)
Biological process (GO): regulation of autophagosome maturation; endosome to lysosome transport; endosomal transport
Cellular component (GO): late endosome; endolysosome membrane
Source: RefSeq, a predicted model, not a curated record